AUGGAGACGCUUCGCAGGAUUAACCGCACCAUUGCGGUCAAGCAGGAGGCAGGCUCACUCGGCUCGUCGCGGUGGUCCAACAAAGACCUCGACCCCGUACCGGCGAAUCAGCGGACAUGGACAGCGAUGGACGUCGCCUCGUACUGGAACAGUGAUCAGAUGGCGCCUGCUACGUGGGACCUCGGCUCCACGUUGGUCGGACUCGGGCUAUGCGCUCGCGAAGCAAUCCCGCUCUCUUUCGUCGCCUUUUUCGUUAUCGGCAUCGUUCUUACGCUCAACGGCAGGAUUGGCGCGACGACGCAUUGCUCCCUCCCCGUCGUUAUUCGCGCGUCGUUUGGCAUGUGGGGUUCUUACCUCGCCAUCCUCGUCCGUCGAUCCGUCACUGGUUGGAGCGGAACCAAAGCUCAUGCGAUUCCACCAGCAGAGGGAGGCAGGAUCGUCGCUGUAAUGACGGGAGCGAUUUGGCCCAGCUUCCUCAAGAUCCCCAACACGCUUCCGCCGAACCUCGGCAUUGAUACGCAGACGAUUAUCGGCUUCGCCAUCCUCUGGGUCUUCCAGGCGCCUCUCGCCUGUGUCCCCGUCCGACGCCUCGCCUUCUUCUUCAAAAUCAAGGCGUGGUCGUCGUACAUCCUGUUCGGAGCGCUCUUCAUUUGGGCGAUGGUCGUCACCAAGGGCAAGGGCUUUAUCCUGACUGGCCACUUCGACGAGAAGUUGCUUCCCCAAGGGUCGCGGAGCUGGGCGAUGAUUGCGGGACUGAAUGCAGUGACGGGACUGUACUCGACGGUCUCGAUCAAUAUCCCGGAUUUCAGUCGAUUCGCCAAGUCGCCCAAAGCCAGCUGGGCACAACUCGUUGCCGUCCCCGUCUUCGGCUGCAUCCCUAUCGCCAUCUCGAUCUGCUGCGCCGCCGCCGCCGAGCAGAAGUACGGACAGCAGGUCUUCGACCCCGCCAGUCUCUGCGCCUUAUUCGACUCGCGCGCGGCCAGGUUCUUCGCCGGGUUGGGAUGGUUCAGCAGCACCAUUGGAGUCAAUAUCAGCGCGAACUCGAUCUCUUUCGCCACCGACAUCACCUCCGUCAUGCCUCGGUACCUCUCGAUUUUCCGCUGCUCCGUUCUCGCCGGCAUCCUUUGUUGGGCGACGAAUCCUUGGCGCAUUGUCACGGACGCGCCUCAGUUCUACUCCUUCCUCUCGUCCUACCCCGUCUUCCUCGCCCCCGUCGCCACAAUCCUCGCCACCGACUUCUACAUCGUCCGCAAGGGCAAAGUCGACGUGCGGCAGUUCUACGACCCCGAAGGAAUCUACCGCUACUUCCACGGCGUCAACCUCAGAGCCGUCAUUGCCUGGAUCUUCGCGCUCGCGCCCAACCUCCCCGCCUUCGCACACGCCGUUGACCCGAAGAACCCGAACCCUCAGCCUUACACGUACUACUUUUCAUGGUACAUGUCGACCUUUGGCGCCUUCGCGGUCUACGAGGUGGGCACCAUCGAAUACUCGGAAUCGACUGUCGCGUCGAGCGCGGAGAAGGGCGAGGUGGACGCGGAGAAGGAUGACGCUGCGGGUGUCGUCGCUGUGUAA
Messenger RNA from Rhodotorula toruloides NP11, 1572 nucleotides. Its product is annotated as NCS1 allantoate transporter. The transcript is spliced from 9 exons. Gene Ontology annotation, molecular function: nucleobase transmembrane transporter activity. The record is from RefSeq and is a predicted model, not a curated record. Gene Ontology annotation, cellular component: plasma membrane. NCBI's taxonomy places the organism in Eukaryota, Fungi, Basidiomycota, Microbotryomycetes, Sporidiobolales, Sporidiobolaceae. The coding region runs from base 1 to 1572 and encodes 523 amino acids. Gene Ontology annotation, biological process: nucleobase transport; transmembrane transport.